Messenger RNA from Dermacentor andersoni, 8102 nucleotides. It is a transcript of the gene Gat, whose product is annotated as GABA transporter. Gene Ontology annotation, molecular function: gamma-aminobutyric acid:sodium:chloride symporter activity. The record is from RefSeq and is a predicted model, not a curated record. Gene Ontology annotation, cellular component: neuron projection; plasma membrane. Gene Ontology annotation, biological process: amino acid transport; sodium ion transmembrane transport; nitrogen compound transport. NCBI's taxonomy places the organism in Eukaryota, Metazoa, Arthropoda, Arachnida, Ixodida, Ixodidae.
GCGAAACUUGUUGCGAGAAGCCGUCUCUUGUCGCGUGGAGGUGGUGCGGUUGUGUGUGUUUGCAUGUGCGUGCGUGCUUUAAUCUGCUUCCGGGGGAAGUGAUCAAGGAAGACGAGAGAUUGAUCCGGAAGUGUGCAUCGCCUGUGUGCCAGACAGGGCCAUGUCGGAUAAAAAGCAACAUCCCUGCGAGCUCAACAACCUGAAAAGCGGCAGUGACGACGAAGGUCCGGUCGAAGAUGUGCAAGCACCACACAUGCCUGAGAGGGGACAGUGGACCGGCAAACUCGACUUUCUUAUGUCCUGCGUUGGCUACGCAAUAGGUCUGGGAAACGUCUGGAGGUUUCCCUACUUAUGCUACAAGAACGGAGGCGGAGCAUUCCUGGUUCCAUACCUGCUGACACUGUUCCUGGCGGGUAUUCCAACCUUUUUCCUCGAGACGUCUCUCGGGCAGUUCCUCAGCAUUGGCGGCCUCGGCGUUUGGAAGAUUUGCCCAAUCUUCAAAGGAGUGGGCUACGCAGCGGCGGUGAUGUCCUUCUGGCUGAACUCGUACUACAUCGUGGUGCUGGCCUGGUCCCUGUACUACAUCUACUCGGCCUUGUCGUCGGACGUCCCCUGGCGCUCGUGCGACAACUGGUGGAACACGCAAGACUGCCGCUCCGAGUACGAGCCAUUUAACUGCUCGGUCGGUGGAGCCUGUCCCGAUCCCAGGUUCAUCAGGAGCCCCGUCAAGGAAUACUGGGAGGGCAAUGUGCUGCAGAUCACGGGAGGCCUGCACGAGCCCGGUGACCUACGCAUGCCGCUGGCCAUCACUCUCCUCAUAGCCUGGGUGCUGUGCUACUUCUGCAUCUGGAAAGGCGUCAAGUGGACGGGCAAGGUGGUCUACUUCACGGCGCUGUUCCCCUACCUCCUUCUCUUCAUCUUGCUGGUGCGCGGACUCACGUUACCCGGCGCCUUUGAAGGCAUCAAGUUCUACGUCCUCCCGGACAUGAACAGGCUUUCCGAUUCGGUGGUUUGGAUUGACGCUGCCACACAGAUCUUCUUUUCGUACGGAUUAGGACUGGGUUCCCUUAUAGCUCUAGGGAGCUACAACAAGUAUCACAACAACGUGUACAAGGACGCGCUGAUCGUGUCCUGCAUCAACAGCGGAACAUCCAUGUUCGCCGGCUUCGUCAUCUUCUCGGUGAUCGGUUUCAUGGCGCACUCGCAGGGCAAGGACAUUGCCGACGUCGCAGCCUCCGGUCCGGGCCUCGCGUUCCUGGCGUACCCGUCUGCGGUUCUGCAGCUGCCCAUAUCUCCGCUCUGGGCGGUGCUCUUCUUUCUCAUGAUUGUCAUGCUGGGACUGGACAGUCAGUUCUGUACACUGGAAGGCUUCAUCACUGCCGUUGUGGACGAGUGGCCCCGACUGCUCCGACCUCACAAGGAGAUCUUCAUCGCGAUCGUCUGUUUUGUCUCGUACCUCAUCGGACUCAGCUUCGUGACACAGGGUGGCAUGUAUGUGUUCCAGUUGUUCGAGUACUACGCUGCCAGUGGAUUUGCACUUCUGUUCCUGAUCUUCUUUGAAGUGGUCUCCAUAUCCUGGUCAUAUGGUGCUGAGCGGUACUACAAGAACCUCGAAGACAUGAUAGGCUACCGACCGUGCAGGUGGUGGAAGUUCUGCUGGGUCUUCCUGACACCGUGCGUCUGCUUUGGAGUGUUCGUGUUCAGCCUGGUGCAGUAUCGGCCGUUGAAGUACAUCGACUACGUGUACCCCUGGUGGGGCCAACUCGUUGGCUGGAUCCUUGCCCUCUCCACCAUGCUCUGCAUCCCUGGAUACGCAAUAUACAAGUUCAUCGUCACACCAGGGGACCUGCGCACGCGCUGCAAGGAGCUGUUCCGCCCGGACGUGGACAUCGCGACCGAGAUCCGAGCUCGCAAGCACCGAGAGAGGAGCAUCACGUCGACCGCCGUCUAAGUGCGGCACGAACAUUCCGGUGGCAUCCUUCAAGCAUGACGAACGCUUUGCUGUCGACACCAGCGGCGUUGACGCGCGCCGGCGGAGAGCACUGGCUCUGCACGUGACCGUUUUGCAUUUGUACUCCGUACUCAUUAAGACGCUCAAACAUUUGAUCAUGGCUCGUAACCAUCUUAAUUUCGGUGUUUAUUUCAACAUGGACAGUGCUCGACUGUAGUCACUGUUUUACUUAAACGCAGCAUUUUCCGUGACCGCCUUAGCUAACACACAUUGCAAUUAUGUAUCAGGUGCGGUAAGUACAGAUUGGCCCCUUUUUCCACGAGCAAAGUUCGUAGGUGGAUCCCGCAACAAUGGCAUUGCAUUCGCAGAAUGCGCACGUUAUACGUUGGCGCCGGUGCAGGCGUUUUGCGACCUGGCUGUUUCCGCUCUUCUCUCAGGAGACGCUGACGAGUUGAAUUUUUUCAACACGGGUGCUGAAAAUAUAUCCUUUCGUGUGCAGAGUUUUGCCUUGAAGAACUUCGCUUCUAGGCUCCGCUAAAGAGGCGCUUCACGGACACCUGGAGAAUUCCCUUCUCUGUUCACGCAAGUACCAAACAAAAAGGCUCGUGAAUGAGCGGUUGGCCUUCGUCAGACCCAUGGCCACGCGAAAGAUAUGUUUAUUUGUCUAUGAAAACAGUUGUUUCUUAUAACUGCUGACACCAGAAGACCUGCGCAACCGUGACCGCUCUACGGGUAAGCGUAAUGCAUCAGCUAACGCAUACGUGUGUAAGUAUCUGUGUUUUGUUCUUAGAUGAAGCCUUUCGAGCUGAGCCCGUGGGCGCAGCUAAGUGCUGUGCGCACUCCGUGGAUCCAAGUGUUGUCAUUUCGCCCGUUGUAGCCACCACUUAGUCUUAUUAGACCGUGAUUGUAUGUUUGUGCUUCAUGAUCAUAAAUGUGUCGUCCCUUGCCAGCCUCUUCUGUAACACAGCAACCAAGAAAAAUGCCCCAUGUUCACCUUGCCAGGUUACACACUGACAUCUGAAUAUGUAAUCUUUUGGGUUGUUAGUAUUUCUGAGUGUUAGAUGCACAAUCAUUUCGCGCAAUUCAUCUCAGAUAUUGAGUCUACUGUACAGCCCGUUCAUACCACGAAAAUCUUACAUGUACUCGAACGUCUGGAGCGUUGUAGAAAGCAUAAAUUCAUGUAUACGUUUUAGCUGUAGACAUUUCAGAUUUGACUUCCUGGUGUUUCCGCGUGUGACCUAGGUACUUUUUGACUGAAUGGAGACAUGCGCAUUAUCCUUGUGUGGUAAUGACAAGCACUUUCGGAUGCAUGAAUCUGUGGCUACACAUCGCAUGAAUCUGUGGCUAGUAGAAUCAAUAUGUCACCCUCGCUUCCUGUUCUCAUGAACUCGCUGUACUCAUGUGUUCCGAGCAUGAAAAAUAACACAAUUUUAUUACCGGAGCUGACGUAAUUUUCUGUGUUCGUUAAAGCCGUUUACUGUCAUUUGAAAUUUUUAAGAAAAUUUGAACAAGCCUGCGACUGUAUAAGGAGCGCAUUAACGCUGGCAUGCGUAAAUUUACUCUGUAUCAAAUUCGGCGAAGAACGCUCUCCGAAAUAGCAGCAGGUCGUGCAAGACAUCUGUUGGCUGCCUCCGGCACCGCUAGGCCACAGUAACCUACAGAGCCUGACGCGCCACUCGUCAAGAUGCACAACAAUGCAAGGCUAACAGGAUGGGUAGGCUCGAAUCGAUCAACCGCGGGGGAACACAUGGCAGCCUCUGACACAAGGAAAGCACCCAACUGGAGCUUGAGGCGCCGGCUGAAGUCUCAUCUUAGUAACUUUGUUCGUCCCCUGUUGGCCCGGUUUGUGUUAUUUGAGGCAAGCUCAUCGCUCAUGCGACUGGAACCUGCCUUAGGACCUGGCUUCGCCAUUCUAUAUUCAUGAAAUCCCCAAUUUACGCCACUGUAAUUUCAUUCCAGUUCCAGCAAGCAGGCUGACCCUUACUGAUAUUCCCUCUUUUCAGCACCCAGAAAGCUAACAAGGACAUAUGUGCACUUCCUGUUCAGGCAUCCUUAUUGUAUUAUUGGUCGGAAGCUUCUACUUUUGACGUAUUAUAGAGAAAUGUGUACUGUUCCUGAAGGCCAGGACUCGUACGUAAAGAAUUAGGGAAAAAAAUAAAAAUCUUCCUGUGCUAGUGUUGUCAGCCCAUUAGGCAUAUUUUUUUUUUAUUUGGCCGAGCGCUCGAUAGGCACACAACUGAUUGGUAAGCAGCCUUUUUCACAAUUUAUAUUAACCAUUCUGAAAUCCUGUAAUUUUAAUGAACAUUACCGAUCUAGCAAGGGAAGAGCUUAACCUGAAUUAUAGAUGAAAAUUCAGUCGUAGAGUCGCAAAUUGCUGAUGGUGCAUGUAAAUACACAGCUAUAGAUACUACGCUGAGCACUAAGCAGAUCCCUGAAUAAAUACAUCUAGCAUCGUACAAGUUACUGUAGGUGUGCAAAAGUCUAGUAUAAUUGUAUUCAUGGAUGUCGAUUCAACGUAUCAAUCGUGCAGUUUGCAGUUCUUCAGGUAUUUAUUACAGGAGAAAAGCUGUUCAUUCUUUUUUUCAUUUCAGUAUUUUUUCCUAACAGUUCUUAUUCGUGUGUCAGCCUAUAUUGCAUUCUAAAAAAGGUUUCUAACCAAGAAAUCUUGACGCAUUAAUUUUUACGCCUGUCCUCCCGGAAACAUACAUUCUGACAAAUACGAAUAAUAUAUUAGAAUAUUUGAACCUUAAUAAGGUAGUUUAAAGAAAUUAAAAGCGCCACAACUCGCUACUGCAUAAAUUCUUGUACUGUCUGAAUGUUUAUAUUCAAGGUUAGAAGUAAAUAAAAAAUGAAGCAGGCUCCCAGAAGUAAAGGUUACACGGAGAACUGAUGUUUCUAUAUUGAAACACAUUCGUCAUAAUUUCAGCGUCUAUUGCCUUUGUCUGUGAUUUUAUUGGCUGCUUUGUAAACACAUUCAUCUAUCAAGCUUUAGCAAUCGCUUCGCCUAUUGGGGCUAGCACAGCCUGUACGCACAAUUGUAAUAACCUUACAAUAAUUAUUUCUACAACCGAAUGUCUUCCAGUAUGCGACUAGAUAUUUGCGGUACACAUGUGUAUUUGGGACAACCGAAACACUAAUGUUUCAUAGUAAGCUUAGGGGUAAUUAAUUGUUUUCAGAAUAGUCGAGAUAGCCUCUGCAGAAUAACACAUUGCUAUAAACAUGGCUGUUGCAAGGCGACUGUAAUCGCAAUUCUAGCAAUCCAGCUUUAACGCAAAGGUGUCGCACUAGAAAGUUCUGAAAAGAAUUUGUGCCAAAUAAUAGAAGUCUUCCAAUAGAGGUCUUCCAUAUUUCGCGAACAGUGUCUUCCACAGCAAUCAGUGCUUUAUGAAGAAUUGGUUUCACGUUGUUGCUAUCGCGUUAUGCAAUGUUAAAGAUGCCAAGUCCUCGAGUCGCAAGUAGUUUAUUAGUAAAGUUUGUGAUAUCCCGCAAAUGAGAAGCAUAAGUGCACUUGCAACAUUGCUGCAUCAUUAUAGAAACGAUUAACUUGCAUAACGACUGUUUGAAAAAUAAUGCGUUGUUUAUGAUUUUAAUACCACCGAAUAACUAUCCUGAUCGCCGCACCUGUCUUCACAACAGUUGAAAUUGACGCGUCGCAGAAUUUAGUUCUACGGAAAGUGUGAAGCUAUUCAACAAACAACAACAUCUUUAUGUCUAGUCAGCAUAAUCAAUAGCCCAAGAACGUCGCUGUUAUCCCGGCCACGGCGGCCGCAUUUGCGAAAUGCGAAAACACCCCUGUGCUUGGAUUUAGGUGCACGUUAAUGAACCCCAGAUGGUCGAAAUUUCCGGAGUGACGCACUACGGCGCGCCUCAUAAUCAGAUCGUGGUUUUGGCACGUGAAACCCCGUGAUUUUUUUUAAAGUCACUAUUAUGCUCCCUUAGGCUUCUACGCUGGUUCUAGCUUCGGCGGAAUAAUUGUAUUCAGGAACGAAUGUUGAAAUAAACGUAAGAGUUAGAACAUUUACUAUAUCAAAUACAAACUGAUUGAUUUGGUUUAUGUUUAUCUUCUGUCAGUUCAUCUUUUAUUGUGGUUCCAAUAACAGCGUAUUCCGCGCUUUUUAUACCGAGUUGAUGCAUGUUACAGAACAUGUUAGUACAUGAAUGCUUGCAGAGUAGGAGAAAAAUCUUGUUGUGCUUGCACAACGGCAUAUGCAAGCCACCAUCCUACGAGUACACAAUGAUGAGCUCAUUGAUGUUGUCCCGUAUGUUCUCAUAUAUUAAAAUCCACGUCUUCCAGGAGGACCUUCCAGAAAUAAUGAAAGAAAAAGGAAGGAAAUCAGACUUCUCUUACAAGUCUUGUCAUGGCUACCAGAGAUAUUUCCUCUAAGCAUACAAGCCAUAUUGUUAGUCCAUAACCAGAUCAUGCAUACGUAUGGCUAUGUGCGUGUGCAAAAUUAGGGCGUGUCGAUAUGUUGGCUCUGUCCUGAAAACCUUGGUACUUGAAUGUAUGGCCGGUUAGAGGUAAAAAGCUGCUGCGGCAUCGUCAGUCCCCACCCCAAUAUUCCUGCGUCAUACAGACGUUUCCCAUCCUCGUAAACAUUUCAAAUAAUGUCAAUUAUUCUGGUAUUUUCUGUUUAUUCAACACUUAUUAACGCGCUAUUUAAAGGGAUGAAAUCUAUCAUAUAACAUAAAUAAAACUCCCGGACCUAACUUGUUUAUGUACACGGAAAUGCACAAGGAAGCAACGGCUAUCGCAGUAUAUUGCUACCAGUCCGGUUUAUAUCUCUUCAUGAACUGCUUAGGCAUAGCAGUCAUAUAUUUGGCAAGACUUCAUUCCCAAUAACUUAAGCAUACAUGUCUCUAUCAAUAUCCUGCAAAUUACACAUCAUUUGUACCCCCUUUUCUCUGGACUUCUCGUAUGCCUUGUACAAUAUAUACGCGAAGAAAAGCGUUUGUGCUAAUAUUUCUGGCGGCGUUCGUUGGGGGCUUCGACUGAGGCGGCAUAGCCAUUCUUGUGUCAGACUGUUCUGUAGGUUUCUGAACUCAAUAUUUCAGGCGUUGAUCGCUGCGCCUAUUUUCCGAUGUAGUCUACCUCAUGUCAUAUCCUAAGUAGUGCUAUAAAACGUAACCUUGCAAUUACACAGGCAGCAAGUGUCCAAUCGUCCAAGCACGAAAGAAUAUAGAGCUUUUUUUCGCUGAGUCCUUCGUGGUAUGAACCCAGAAAAGUAUAAGUAGCAUAGAACAAAAGCCCAAUGUUAGCGGAAGUUUAGUUCGGUUAUAGCCGAACACUUUCAUAAGAUAACUUAUAUAAAUUGAAGCACUUAUACUGUAUGUGAGGUAAGUUUGAAAAAUGUGUUUCUUUAGCUAUGUGUGAUUACUCUCUCAGUACUGUACUCUAAACGCUAAGACAGACAUGGGCCGCAUGUUUUAUGAGCUUUUGAUGUUCAUUCCGUUUGUUUAGUCUUUCUUGUGACAUGGAUUUGUACAUACGGUUUAACAAAUCUGCAUAUGGUAAGUUGGUGACAACCAUCGGAUCCCUAUUUCUUGUAACAUGUCUAUUGUUUCUAGAUCAAAAAUUGAACAUUCAUUGAAGAUCUUGCUGCUAUUGAUUUCGGUAUCAUUCUCAAAAGAAUGCAUUCCUGCAGUCUCCCAACAACAUUAAAUCUUCAUGUCAAAUCGUAGCGUAAAGGUCAUAUGUACCACUGUAGUUUUUUGCACUCGCAUGUGAAGUUGUUUGAAAUAAUAUUUUCUUCGUGAUGUUGCCUGUUAUGAUUUUUCAACAUCGUGGAAAUAAUUUGAUAUAGUUUCGUUAAGCGCAAAUAAACACUGGGAAAUAUUUGAAAGGAAACAAGAACUCUAUGUUAAGCUUGUGUCUGCGAUAUAUUCUCAGACUUCCCAAAGAACUAUUCAGCAAGCAUUACACUGUGAAAAAACUACCGUGAAAUGUUCUUCUAUUGUGAAUUGCAUUUCAAUCUCCAGCCGCAUAUAAAAUCUGCGGCAACAAGAGCAUUGCUGAGAGUAAAUUAUUUGAAUAGAAUUGCGAAGUAAAUGAGGUUACUUAUAUUUGACGGAUACGUAUGUUUGUAAAGUCCUGUGUGACAAAUGUUUCAACGCAAGAGCACUGAAUUGAAUAAAAUCUGCAGGUGCUGACAUA